Messenger RNA from Pogona vitticeps (central bearded dragon), 3232 nucleotides. The record is from RefSeq and is a predicted model, not a curated record. Lineage: Eukaryota; Metazoa; Chordata; Lepidosauria; Squamata; Agamidae.
CUUCUCUUGAUUGUAAGUGGCUAGAGGACAAGAAACAGAAGCAUGGCCAAAAAUGAAGAAUUGUAUUAUGGAAAAAAUGGUGAACCGAGGAAAUUUGAUCCAAAGUUCAGCGGACCUAUUCACAACAGGCAUUGUACAGACGUUCUAUGCUGUGUCAUCUUCGUUGUGGUUAUCCUGGGUUAUAUUGCAUUAGGAAUUGUAGCUUGGGUACACGGUGACCCCAGAAAAGUGGCUUAUCCUACUGACAGCUACGGGCAGUUCUGUGGUCAAAAGGACACGCCUAAUGAGAACAAGACAAUUUUGUUUUAUUUUAACAUUCUGAAAUGUGCCAGCCCUAUAGUGCUAAUAAACCUACAGUGCCCUACAACACAGCUUUGUGUCUCAAAGUGCCCAGACAGGUUCGCAACCUACAUAGAAAUGCAAUCUUCCUACAGAAAUUAUUGGGAAUACUACAGACAGUUUUGCAAACCUGGCUUUAAUAAGCCACGGAAGUCUGUGACCCAAGUUAUGCGUGAUGAAGAUUGUCCUUCCAUGAUUGUUCCAAGCCGGCCUUUUCUUAAGAGGUGCUUUCCUGAUUUCUCCACUAAAAAUGGUGUUCUGACUGUGGCUAAUCAAACUACGUUCAAGGAUGGAAGAGGAAAGACAAGGAACGUAACUGAUCUCAGGGAAGCUGCAAAUGGCAUCAAUAAUGUUCUCGAUGCAAGAUCAGUUGGGAUGAAAAUUUUUGAAGAUUACGCCAGUUCUUGGCAUUGGAUUUUGAUAGGUCUGUUCAUUGCAAUGGUGGUCAGCUUGCUCUUCCUCAUACUUCUGAGAUUCAUAGCAGGGGUUCUCUUCUGGAUUUUCAUCUUUGGUGUGAUUGGGAUUAUAGGAUAUGGUAUCUGGCAUUGCUACUGGGAAUAUCACUGCCUUCAUGGAAUACCAGGCUCUGAUCUUACUAUCUAUGAUAUUGGAUUCCAGACGGACUUUAGAGUAUAUCUGCAACUGAGGCAAACAUGGUUAGCGUUUAUGAUCCUACUUUGCCUAGUGGAAGUUAUUAUUAUACUGAUGUUAAUAUUUCUGAGAAAUCGAAUUCGGAUUGCUAUUGCACUUUUGAAGGAAGGCAGCAGAGCCAUUGGCUAUAUUAUGUCUACAUUAUUCUAUCCGAUUAUCACCUUCAUUCUUAUUGCCGUCUGCAUUUCUUACUGGGCAGUGACAGCUGUCUUCCUGGCUACAUCAGGGGAACCUGUAUACAAAGUUAUGGCUAAUCAAAGCCUGUGCAAAUAUGCAAAUCUGACCUGUUAUCCAGAGACUUUCAACACCACCAAUGUGACCAAGCUGUGUCCAGGGGCCCAGUGCACUUUUGCUUUCUAUGGAGGAGAAAGCUUGUACCACAGAUACAUCUUGGUCUUUCAAAUAUUCAAUGUUUUUGUCUUUCUCUGGUUGGUAAAUUUUGCAAUUGCACUGGGUCAGUGUACCCUUGCUGGUGCCUUUGCCUCUUACUACUGGGCCUUCAGAAAACCUGCUGACAUUCCAUCGUGCCCACUAUUUGCUUCGUUUGGACCAGCUCUUAGAUACCAUACAGGGUCCCUAGCAUUUGGCUCCUUAAUUCUUGCAAUAGUCCAGCUAAUUCGGGUAAUCCUGGAAUACCUGGAUCAUAAACUUAAAGGCUCACAGAAUGCCUUUGCGAAAUUCCUUCUUUGCUGCCUCAAAUGCUGUUUUUGGUGCUUGGAGAAAUUCCUUAAAUUUAUCAACAGAAAUGCCUACAUCAUGAUCGCGAUAUAUGGUAAAAACUUCUGCACGUCAGCAAGGGAAGCUUUCUUUCUGCUUAUGAGAAAUGUGGUGAGAGUUGCAGUGCUGGAUAAAGUGACAGACUUCUUAUUAUUCCUGGGGAAAAUUCUGGUUGCUGGAGGUGUAGGUGUCCUAGCCUUUUUCUUCUUCACACAUAGGAUACCAGUACUCACACAAGAGGCACCAUCACUGAAUUAUUACUGGGUCCCACUCUUGACUGUAAUUAUAGGCUCUUACCUAGUUGCACAUGGGUUCUUCAGUGUCUAUGCAAUGUGUGUUGACACACUUUUCCUCUGCUUUUUGGAAGAUUUAGAAAGUCACAAUGGCUCUACUGCAAGACCUUAUUACAUGAGUAAAUCUCUGUUGAAGAUUCUGAACAAGCAGAACAUGCAAACCAAGAGACAAUAGAAAAUGCCCACUGUCCUAACCAUACAAUCUUGUUUCAUUCAAUGCAUUGUUUCUUCAAUACAUUGUUGACUGUCAGCUUUUAUUUGUGCAUGUUUUAUACCAAAGCUACUGUACAUGUGAAGCCAUCAAAGUUUGUAGUAACAUUAUUUUUAAAAUUUCGGCAGAAACAAAAUCCAUAGGAGCAUUUUUAUACAGAGAUUUUUUUUCUUCUCCUUUUCAUUUUGCCUUUAAUAUCUUGUGGCUUGGAUGUUUGGGAGUGAAAGAAUAUUAAAAUGUUGGCUGCCUUUUUAAAAGAAAAAAGAAAAUAUGUGAAAUGUUUUCCUGUUGCAGAUUUUCCUCUAGGUAAAUAAACAGGUUUCAGACAACACAACGUUAAGAUUUUUCAACAAAGUCUGUAAAUGUCCCUUUCAGUAUAGAAUAGAAUAUAUAAAUGUCUCUUGAUUGCAUUUAAUGUCUUGUCAGUUUCCUAGCUGUACAGCUGUGUGCUCCAUGACAAAGUGCCUUACUGGCUAUUGGUCUUGAUUAGCUUGUGUUUUGAAGUUUACAAGUAGCAUAUGAACCAUAAAGCCGCCAUUGGUUGGCAUGAUCGGCAAAGCUCUCUUUUUGUUUACUUCAAAGGUAUGGGUACAAAAUUAAUUAUUUGACCUUGUGUGAAAUAUCUGAAGUUGUCUAUGUUUUGCCAUGACCUACAAUAUCCAAAAAGUUUGUUGUGAUCAACAUUUUGCUCCCCCCUCCCAACAAAAAAAGGUAGUAGAGAUAGACAUUUCUAAAGUAGUGCAACAGUGUGUUGUGCUUAGCUUUAUAUCUAAUUUAUGCUGCAAGAAACUCUUAAUCAGCUUUUGUUGACCAUCUAUUUCAAAACCUAAUGCAAUCCACAUGUAAGAAAGAUAUGCAAAAAGCUGAUCAGCAAAGUAAUUUUUUUUUCAGGUACUUUGUUAGACUUCCUCAAAUAGACGAGUUGGAAGUAGGGUUGCCAACUUCUCUGCCGUCCUUUAGCUGUGCUGUUUUAACUGUGGUUCGCUGUAAUUAGCAGGAGAUAACAUUGGCCAAAAAAAAA